UGGCUGCUGCAUUAGCUGCUGCCGCUGCUUUUAGGAGCAAGCGAGAGGCAGCAGCUCUGAAGCGGGCGGCGGGGCAGAUCCGACUGCAGCUGUGCGGGAUCACAGGCGCUGAUUAAUCCCUGCAAGCGGCCGCAGGAUUGCGAGAGGAGCGGAGUGCAUGCAGAGUUCAGGCUGCAGUCCGGCUGCGCACAAUGGAGGAGGAAAGCAUCAAACAGAGUUCCCAGUCACCUGAUGAAGCUGAAGAUAAGGAGAAGGACCAGCGCACGGUAACAGUCAAUCCUUCUCACAUGGGAAAGGCAUUCAAGGUCAUGAAUGAAUUACGGAGCAAGCGACUCCUCUGUGACGUGGUGAUUGUUGCCGAAGCCAUUGAGAUGGAAGCCCAUCGCGUUGUCCUAGCAGCCUGCAGCCCCUAUUUUUGUGCAAUGUUUACAGGAGACAUGACUGAAAGAAAAGCAAAGAAGAUUGAAAUAAAAGACGUUGAUGGGCAAACACUGAGUAAGCUGAUUGAUUACAUCUACACAGCUGAAAUAGAGGUCACAGAAGAGAACGUGCAGGUUUUGUUGCCAGCUGCCAGCUUAUUGCAAUUAAUGGAUGUUAGACAAAACUGCUGUGAUUUUCUCCAAUCCCAGCUGCACCCCACAAAUUGCCUUGGAAUUCGAGCCUUUGCGGAUGUGCACACCUGCACUGAACUUCUGCAGCAGGCAAAUGCCUAUGCAGAGCAGCACUUUCCCGAGGUGAUGCUAGGGGAAGAAUUCCUUAACCUUAGUCUGGACCAGGUUUGCAGUUUAAUAUCAAGUGACAAGCUCACUGUGUCUUCCGAAGAAAAGGUCUUUGAAGCUGUUAUAUCUUGGAUAAAUUAUGAGAGAGAGUCUCGCUUAGAACACAUGGCUGAACUGAUGGAGCAUGUUCGUCUGCCCCUUUUGCCCAGAGAUUAUCUUGUACAGACAGUUGAAGAAGAAGCUUUAAUCAAGAAUAACAACACGUGUAAAGACUUCCUUAUUGAGGCCAUGAAAUAUCACUUGCUUCCUCUGGAUCAAAGGCAAUUGAUAAAGAACCCUAGAACAAAACCAAGGACUCCAGUUAGCCUGCCAAAGGUAAUGAUUGUGGUUGGUGGGCAAGCGCCCAAAGCCAUCCGGAGCGUGGAGUGUUAUGAUUUUGAGGAGGAUCGGUGGGAGCAGGUAGCUGAGCUUCCGUCCCGGAGAUGCAGAGCAGGUGUGGUGUUUAUGGCAGGCAACAUUUAUGCAGUCGGGGGGUUUAACGGCUCUCUGAGAGUGCGAACUGUAGAUGUGUAUGACGGCGUGAAGGAUCAAUGGACGUCAAUUGCCAGCAUGCAGGAACGACGAAGCACUUUGGGGGCAGCGGUGCUGAAUGAACUCCUGUAUGCUGUGGGCGGAUUUGAUGGAAGCACUGGUCUGGCAUCAGUAGAAGCCUAUAGCUAUAAAACCAAUGAGUGGUUUUUUGUGGCUCCCAUGAACACAAGAAGAAGCAGUGUUGGAGUUGGAGUUGUGGAGGGUAAGCUGUAUGCUGUAGGGGGUUAUGAUGGAGCGUCACGUCAGUGCCUUAGUACUGUAGAGCAGUAUAAUCCGGCUACAAACGAAUGGACCUACGUUGCUGAUAUGAGCACUCGGCGCAGCGGUGCAGGCGUCGGUGUUCUCAGUGGACAGCUGUUUGCUACUGGAGGGCACGAUGGUCCCUUGGUGAGGAAGAGCGUGGAGGUUUAUGAUCCAGGAACAAACACCUGGAAACAAGUUGCAGACAUGAACAUGUGUAGAAGAAAUGCAGGUGUAUGUGCUGUAAAUGGGCUACUCUAUGUGGUUGGAGGAGAUGAUGGUUCUUGCAAUUUGGCCUCUGUAGAGUAUUAUAAUCCUGUCACUGAUAAAUGGACAUUACUGCCAACGAAUAUGAGCACUGGAAGAAGUUAUGCAGGUGUGGCUGUGAUUCAUAAACCAUUGUGACACCUACUCCAGCUAAUGCAAGGAGCAGCAGUGAAGUGAAUCUCAGUGGGUGUUCUCGAGGAGAUGCCUGACACCUGAUUUAAUCCAACUUAUUGCUGUUGAACUCCUAGUGUGGCAGGUGCUACAUUAAGAACUUCCCCUUCCGUGAAUAGUUCAGCAACGUGCCAAUUCCAAGGUGUUGCCUGUUGUCCUUGGUGCAAUCAAUUCUCUCUGAACAGCCGGUUUCCUGGGAUAAACAUUGUGCUUAAACUGAUACCAGAGAGACUGAAUUUCGUGUGUGAAACAAAAUGCUACUGUAGGGGAUGUGAGUAAAAACCAAUAUACUGAAUGUCUUCACUACUGAUCCUUUGUACACACCUUGAGUUAAGCUAUUUACUCACUGCUCCUGGAACUUACUACUGACAGUGGAAUCUUCUAACCACCAAUCAUCAGAAAUAUACUGGACCAGAGUGCUGGCUUGUGUUUGACACUGUCUCAGUCACAUGUAUGUAUGUCACUGGACAACUGUAUGUGUCCCUAGCGCACUUAUGGUAUGAUUGGAGAUGUACAUUGGGUGAUUGUUUUGCUAGUCACAUAGCUGCUUUUAUAUACAGGAUAGUAUGUGCUGGGCAGUGGCUUGCCCAGAGAAAGGUGAAUACCUCGCCACCCAAAGGUGGUUAAUCCCACAGAAACAUGCUGCUCUGGAGGGGCUUAUUGCUCCCAUAAAACAUGUACUGUUCGAACUAAAAAUCGAGGGAGAAAGUCAUACUCUGUGUCCUGCAUUUCAAGGCCAUUUUGGAACAGAGCAUUUAAACAUAAGGGUGUGUCUUACUGAGUCAUUGACACGUCUUGCCUGUAUCCAGCCAAAUAAUCCUCCCUGCCCCCCAGGAAGUGAUUAAAGACCAAGAUAAAUUGCCUACAGUGUCUUAAUGCUUCCAGAAGAGGGGAAUCGUAUUCUUCAGUGUGAUUGUUCUCAUUUUUAAAGUGUUUUCUGUGUUAAAUACUUUCUUCCAUCCAUACCAAGUAGUUAGCAGGAGCCUUUAUAAGAUCCUUCCAAGAAGGGAUUUUAAACAGUGAAAUGUGGGCUCUGCUGUGACUUUUAAUAAUCUCACUUGUACCAAAAUCCUGCCAGUUUGUUUUCCCUUUGAAAGGAUGGAGUCAGCUUGCAAAUUGUUUGUCUGACUCCCAGCAUACCCUGCUGCUGGGAGUCAUGAGACACUUCUGGGUAUCUGCUGUAGUUAAAAGUAACACCAAAGGGUCCUGAAAGAUAUUUGGGGGGCAGGGAGGGGGGAAUAAAAGGUUUCCUCCGAGGUUCUCUCCCUCCCCCAUCUCACAUAACUUUGUGCAUUUUACAGGACUUUUGAUAGUUAGCUUCACUGUUUUCCCUUAGAGCCAGUCAGAGCUUUCCUAUACAGGGAAAUAGACCUGCAAAAUUACAACAGUAUUAUUAUUCUGUCAUAGCUAUAACAGUAUAGCUCCCAAAGUAGACUCAGAGACUUGAAGGUCAGAAAGAACCAUCAUGAUCAUCUAGUCUGACCUCCGGCACAUUACCCACCCACUGACUGUAUUCCAGAAUAAAAGUGACUUUUUCUAGUGUAUCUUAUAUUGCUUCGGAGGCAGUUUAAGCUUACUGAAGUUACUUGCAUUACAGUAUUCUCUUUGAGAGUUAUACCACUACAGCUAUGUCGGAAUAUUUAUACCACUAUAAUUCUGUUGGUCAGUUUUCCCAUGUAGACAAGCCUUCAGUAUCUCCCUUGCUCUUAGAAACAUCGACAUGGGAGUAGAAAAACCCUUUAAAAUGGUUUUUAAAGAAUAUAAAAGUAGGUCACGAUGUGCUGAUUUUAAAGGGAGAUGGAUCAGGAAGGGGACUAUUUUAAAAUGCAGGGCUUGUCUGCAUGGCAAACUGGAAUAUAAAUCUACGCUGCAUUAGUUUGCCAUGCGCUAACUGGCUGUGACAACAAAGUGCACUAAGGAACUUCUAGUGCAUGGGAGCAGGGUCCAUAUGCCCAGCAGGCUAGUGCACUGUAGAUUUAUGCCCUGUCUUGUGCAAUAGGUCUCCAUGUAGAUGAGCCCAAGUAGACUUUAAAAAUGCACAAUGAUAGUGUCCCUUUAACCUGGAUGCCUGUGGCUCAGCCCCAUUGACUUCAGUGGGAGCACUGCGCAGGCAUCUGAGCGGUGCAUUUGAUCCUCUCUAGGGAAUGUUCAGUAAAAUCCACUCAUUCUGUGUUGUAAAGCGAAAAGUGAACUGCCCACUGGAAUGACAGUAUUGAUAUUAGAGAGACAAGGUGGGUGAGGUAAUACCAUUUAUUGGACCAACUUCUGUUGGUGAGAGAGACAAGCUUUUGAGCCUCACCGAGCUCUUCAGCUCUGGGAAAGGUACUCGGCGUGUCAGAGCUAUCAACAAGGUGGAACAGAUUGUUUAGCAUCAGUAAUUAGCACAUCUUCCCAACCACUACAACUACACUGCAUACAAUAUUGAUACUGGCAGCUGGGGGGUUUUGGGUCAGGUAAGGGGGUUCUAGAAAUAAGUCAAGCAAGCAGAGCCUCCCAUAAACCCUCCUCCGCCCCUCACUCCAUGCUCCACCAUCUGUAUAUCUGAACGAAGUCAGUGAAAUUAGUAAAAAUAAUGGCUCUGCCAGCUGAUGCUUUACUAUUGUGUUUGGCUCCAUAACUUGCUCGCCAGGAGUCUGAUGUAAAGGCCGUUGAAAUUGAUGAGUCUUUCCAUGGACUUCAGCGGGCUUUGGCUCAGGCCCUAAGAGGCAUCCUCACCCCUGACAAAUGAGAUCCUGUCACAUGUCACCGAACCACCAGCGUUCAUCCCUAAAUAGCUACUCACCAGCUCUAGGUAGUCUGUCCAAUACUACAUAAGAUGAAGUAAUUCUUAAAUUAAUUGCAUAGCCCACAGCAGUGUGUGUGUUUGAGUAGUUCUAGAACAUCUCACAUGGUUUUAUAAUGCACAAGAUGAAAGGUUAGCUUCUUUAACUAUGGAAUUGGUGCACUCAUCUUUUGGGACAGUGGGUUUUGGUGUCUUAUUGCUAUUCUAAAAUGGCAUUUACACAUACACGUGGCCUGAGGAAAACCACUAGCCCCGUGUGCAUACUGGACAUGGCUAGGACCCUGAUGGUUGGUCAGGGAUCACUAAUUGUGUUUUCAUCUCCAAAGCUGUUUCUUAUCAAUAGGAAAUGAUCCUUCUUUCCUUCCUUCUCUAAUGUUGCAGCGUUAUGCAAGUCAAGUGACCUCAUUUUUCAGCUAUGCAAUAUUAACAUCUGUAACACAUGACAAGCCACUUGUAAUAUCCCCUAAAAUGCUGUUGAAGUUGUCUUACUGGAUGUGUGGUCUGUUUGUAUUAAUUCUGAGCACCUGAGCCAGAUCAUUUCAAAUAUUGCCUUUUUUAGGACUGAAAAUGUAGCUUUAGAGCUAACAAAUUCUAAUGUAAAUAUUUUUAUAAGAUAAUUUUUAAGAAUUUUUGGAUUACUUUUUAUUGUCCUUGAUGACGUUAUGUUCCAUUCUGUAUCAAAUUCUUACACUCUAAUGCAGUUCUUGCCAGCUGUGAUGUGGGUGUGAAUUUGAACAUUUUCUGCACAAGAAAUGUCAGCGUUGUAACUAAGGUGGGAUAAAUUCUCUUUGCUCUCAUGUUAAUUCUAACACAUUAAAAGGAUACUGCUGGGUUCAACAUUAUGAAUUUAAAAUGAUUUCAUUACUUCAAUUGCUAAGAACAACAUCGUAGAUUAUUAGUUGUUUUUUUGAAGAAUUUUAAAUGGCUAAUUCAACUUUCUCCUUUUCUGCUGUGGAUUUAAUCUUUGCUGUUCACUCAGCUCAGACAAGGAAACCAGGCUGACUCUGGUCAGUUUCAUUUUCAGUCUCAUUCUUAUGAACUGAAUGCUGCAGUUGAUUGGGUUGUAAUGUCAAGAGAUGUGUUUGAGCCCAAACCUAAUUAUGAAAGCAAAUCUGAUAACUGCAGGAGGUUAUGCAAGGCUCUUUUUAUUUCUUUCCAAGCUGAGCACUGAUCCCUUUGCAGGGUCAGGGCCUUAGGCCUGGUCUACACCUAAAACUUAGGUCAACCUAGCUGUGUUGCUCAGGGGUGUGAAAACCUCAUACCCCUGAGGAAUGUAGUUAAGCUAUCCUAACCUCUGAUGUGGACACCACUAGGUCAGUGGAAAAAUUCUUCUGUCAGCCUAGCUACUGCCUCUCAAGGGGUUGGAUUUACUACAGUGACUGAAAGCUUGUAGCUGUGCCACUAAAAUGUUUGUAGUUUAGAGGUACCCUUGGAUUCCCUAAGGGUGGCUUGUUGGGACCCCAGUGAGUGAGGAAGCCUUCUUUGGAUCUAGGAUGUAUACACAGAACCUAACUGCUUUUCCUGCAGACAAAUGCCUGUCAAGAUGUUUAUGUGCAAAUGCAAAGUCACUUCCAACAUAAUUGGUUGCCUAAAGUCUUCGGUUGUUUUUUAAAGUGAGUUUUGAAUCAGCUCCAAAUUUUCUAUUUGGGACCAAUAGGUAAUUUGGGGUGAUCAAAACCAAUUUUCUGUUAGUUUUAUCUAGAUCCUUUUUCUAUAUAUAGUGGUAAAGCUCUGUAAUGACCAUAAAGACACUUGGCAAUGUUGCAUGACAAUGCAAUGAAAGCUGACUACUGUUCUCUUGUUUGUGCUAUUUGAAGACCAAAGUAAACCAUUCAGCAAUUUGUGAUGCCUACUGAUCAAACAGGAGCAAUGGCUAAACAGCACGCUCCAUUUUAUGGUUUAAAUUUUUGGGUGGAUUCAUAUCUAAUAUCAGGGCUCUUACACCAUUGAUUUUAACAGAGACACACACAAUGGGAUGGGCGGAUAAAUACUAUCCGUGUUAGGAUAAUCUAUUGCUCCAGACUACAGUAUUUGGGAAUAUAUCAUGUAUUAUAGUGUGGAAGUAAGCUAAAUGAAUUCAUUAAUCUUUUCUAUUCUUAUCUUUGGUCAUGAGAUCAUAAAUUAUUUUAUGUCCCUCUGCAGUGGCAAAAAGGAAAUGUUAAGGUUUAAUUUGUAUGUUUUUUUAGGUGUAAAAUAAUUUUACAAUAAUGGAAGAGCGUGAAAGAGUUUAUCUGGAUGCAGAGUUUUGUUUUUGUAAAACAGACUGUCAGGAUAAUGGCUGAUGCUGCAACACAGUCAGCUGGUUGAUUCCUUAAACCUGUCUUUAUUUUUUUUUUGCAUAGGUGUCAAGGACCAAAUCUCUUGUGAAGUGAUUCACUUGACAUGUGUCUUGUCCAUUUUGGCAAACAACUCAAGAAAUGGUUUUCAUAGAAACACUUAGAACUUUAACAGGAAAUUACAUUAUAGUUUCCAAUACACUUGCUUU
Molecule: messenger RNA, 7255 nt
Organism: Gopherus flavomarginatus (Mexican gopher tortoise)
Lineage: Eukaryota; Metazoa; Chordata; Testudines; Testudinidae
Gene: KLHL3
Product: kelch like family member 3
Exons: 15
Coding region: 192-1955 (587 amino acids)
Biological process (GO): renal sodium ion absorption; protein K48-linked ubiquitination; monoatomic ion homeostasis
Cellular component (GO): cytosol
Molecular function (GO): protein binding
Source: RefSeq, a predicted model, not a curated record